UUCGCACCCGGUGCUGUACCUUUGCAAGAAUUGUCUCCAAGAGUGGUCAAGGGGAGAAAGCUUGUCUCCUUCCUUCCUUGUCUUAUUUAUUCGGGGUGGGGGAGUUUAUUUUUAAGGGGGGGGGUGCUUUGAUUUUUUUUGCUUUUUUUUUUUUUGGAACUCCAGUGUGUUCAAUCCGGGGGGGAAGUUUUCCUCCCCCCCCCUUUUUUUUUUGCCCAAGCUCUGGAGCGCGGAGGAUGGUGUGGAAAUGGCUCGGCGCGUUGGUGGUGUUUCCUCUGCAGCUGAUCUAUCUGGUGGCCAAAGCGGCCGUGGGACUGGUGCUGCCCGCCAAGCUGCGGGACCUGUCGAGGGAGAACGUCCUCAUCACCGGCGGCGGCAGAGGCAUCGGGCGCCAGCUCGCCCGGGAGUUUGCAGAACGCGGAGCCAGGAAGAUUGUUCUCUGGGGCCGGACUGAGAAAUGCCUGAAGGAGACGACAGAGGAGAUUCGGCAGAUGGGCACCGAAUGCCACUACUUCAUCUGUGAUGUGGGCAACCGGGAAGAGGUGUACCAGACGGCCAAGGCCGUUCGGGAAAAGGUGGGCGACAUCACCAUCCUAGUGAACAACGCAGCCGUGGUGCAUGGCAAGAGCCUGAUGGACAGCGAUGAUGACGCGCUGCUCAAAUCCCAGCACAUCAACACCCUGGGCCAGUUCUGGACCACCAAGGCCUUCCUACCACGCAUGCUGGAGCUGCAGAACGGCCACAUCGUGUGCCUCAACUCGGUGCUGGCCCUUUCAGCCAUCCCUGGGGCCAUCGACUACUGCACGUCCAAGGCCUCAGCCUUCGCCUUUAUGGAGAGCCUAACCCUGGGGCUGCUGGACUGCCCGGGCGUCAGUGCCACCACCGUGCUGCCCUUCCACACCAGCACUGAAAUGUUCCAGGGCAUGCGUGUCAGGUUCCCCAAACUCUUCCCCCCACUGAAGCCUGAAACUGUGGCUCGAAGGACCGUGGAAGCUGUUCAGCUCAACCAGGCCCUCCUCCUGCUCCCAUGGACGAUGCACGCCCUCAUCAUCCUGAAGAGCAUACUCCCGCAGGCCGCACUGGAGGAGAUCCACAAGUUCUCAGGGACCUACACCUGCAUGAACACGUUCAAAGGGCGGACCUAAGGACACGCGUACAGCGCAGAGAGGCCGCUGCACUCACCAGGCUCCUGGCCUAGGUGCACUGUUGCUGGGUGAACCCGGCCGCCCCCAGGACCUUUGCACAGGACCGGAAGGCCCAACUCUGACCCCCAUGGGGAGGCAAGAAGCCAGCCAGACACCGUCUCGACACUUCCGUCCAUUGCCUGUUCCAUAGAGUUUAUGGUUAAGUUGCUUCUCAAGUCUCAGCAGCCUCUACCGUGAGCAUAGACUGUUUCUGGGAGGCCCCAUCCCAGAAGUGCCUCCUUUCCCUCCAAAAUCCACUCGUCCUCAGCUAGUGCAAACUGGUUGAACGGCAGGAAUGAAAAAAAAAAAUUAAUAAAGAGUCAAGGCUUUUGUGAGGUG
Messenger RNA from Suncus etruscus (white-toothed pygmy shrew), 1523 nucleotides. It is a transcript of the gene DHRS3, whose product is annotated as dehydrogenase/reductase 3. The record is from RefSeq and is a predicted model, not a curated record. NCBI's taxonomy places the organism in Eukaryota, Metazoa, Chordata, Mammalia, Eulipotyphla, Soricidae. Bases 237 to 1145 code for a protein of 302 amino acids. Gene Ontology annotation, cellular component: lipid droplet. Gene Ontology annotation, molecular function: oxidoreductase activity, acting on the CH-OH group of donors, NAD or NADP as acceptor. The transcript has 6 exons.